Messenger RNA from Didymosphaeria variabile, 1026 nucleotides. RefSeq lists its product as uncharacterized. Bases 1 to 1026 code for a protein of 341 amino acids. The transcript has a single exon. Lineage: Eukaryota; Fungi; Ascomycota; Dothideomycetes; Pleosporales; Didymosphaeriaceae. The record is from RefSeq and is a predicted model, not a curated record. Gene Ontology annotation, biological process: protein folding; response to hydrogen peroxide; response to heat.
AUGCCGUCAGUACAAUACAUGAACAAUUCUGCGCCGUUCUGGGACUGGGUCGCCAGCCUAGAGCAAGAUGGUGGGAAUCAUCCCUGGUUCUCUCAGUGGAACCAGAACCGAAACAACGAACACGACGACAACACUGAGCAUAGCGAGGAGGAGCGUGGUGGACCUCACGGGCGUCCACCAUCUGGACCUUGGGGAUGGGGCUUCCCAGGCUUUGGUGGCAGGGCCUUCCCUCACCGUGGACCGCCGCCGCCUCCGAGUCAUCACCAUGACCAUGCUGAGCAUGCUGAGCAUGAAGGCAAAGAUAGCGGCGUGAACGAGAAGGAUGGUGACGGGGACAUGGAGGAUGCCAACGAUAACGGCGAGGGCCCGUCCGUCAGCGGUUCCGAGACCGAUGGCCGCCGCCAUCGUCAUGGUCGCUGUGGCUCUCGUCGUGGCCGACACGGCUGUGGUGGACCUCGAGGUUUCGGUGGCCCAGGUGCUCACCAUGGCCCUCACCAUGGCCCUCCCCAUGGCCCUCACCACGGCGGCCCAGGACGUCGCGGUCACCAUCAGGGCCGACGAGGUGGCUUUGGACCAUGGGGACGUGGUGGCUUUGGACCGGCCUUCAACCCCUUCGCCUUCGCCAGCUCAUUCCUAGACCCUACCUCCAACAAUAAGGACGAGAACGCAGACUUUAUCCCGGACGCAGACAUCUUCGACACCCCCAACUCGUUCGUGGUACACAUAUCGCUCCCGGGUGCUAAGAAGGAAGACGUUGGUGUGAACUGGGACGCUGAGAAGUCAGAGCUCUCGAUCGCCGGUGUGAUCUACCGCCCGGGGGACGAGGAGUUCCUCAAGACGCUGGCGAUGGACGAGAGAAAAGUCGGGCCCUUCGAGAGGAAGGUGAGGCUCGGGACGCGGGCCAACCCUGCCGCGAUCGAUGCGGAUGGAAUUACUGCCAAACUAGAGGAUGGAAUUUUGAGAGUAGAGGUCCCGAAGAUGGGAGAUAACGGGUUCGUGGAGGUGCGCAAGGUAGACAUUGAGUAA